ACAGAGCAGGGGAUUUCCGACAAUCAGAGGACAGCGGGGCUGUGACGUUCGGAAACCGGGUCUGAGAAUAAAAGGAGGAGGGAGCCGGAGACGCACACAGACAGAGUUGUUUAACGGUGAGACUCACAGAAAAAGAUACAGAGCAGCAGAAGCAAAGAGCUUGAUUCACAUAUUCCACCCAGAUCUGAGAGUCGGUGCGAAGGUAAACAGAGAGGACGAACUGCGCAGAAAAAGUGCAUCAGAAAAUAUUCAGCAGCUGAACUUUCCUCGACCUGUGCUUCCAGCAAGGACUGACCACCACUGAGUUCCACACCUCUUUACAACUUGGUCCAAAGGUGACAAAACAGAUAAAUUCUAGAAGUGAGAGUGACUGCCCUGAACAUCAAAGUUGUAUUUGAGCAAAAAUUUGACAAGAUGAGACUCCGGGUGAAGUUUAUGACCGGUGAGGUUAUUGAACUUGAUAUCAACCCUUCCAUCCAAGUGUCAGCUCUGAAGAAGAUGAUAUAUGAAAGAACCAAGGUGCCCCAUUUCCGACAGCGCUUGGUGGUGCAAAAUGGAAACACUGAAGAGCUGCAGGACAGCAGGAGGCUGUCUGACUACAAUGUCUCUCCCAGUCAUGAGGUCAUGCUGAUUGUCAAGAAUGAGGAGCGCAUGCAGAUAUUCCUGAAGAAUGACAAGGGGAAAACAUCUACAUAUGACGUUCUUCCCUCUGAGUUUGUUCAGGAUUUUAGAGCACGAGUGCAACGGCAGGAGGGUGUCCCAGCCAGUCAGCAGCGCCUGGUGUGCGAGGGGAAACAGUUGGAGGAUGGUCGGACACUCGCCGACUACAAUAUUCAGUCUGAGAGCACCAUCUUCCUCAUGCUACGUCUACGAGGUGGUUAACUAAGACAGCACCAAUAUGGAAUGAGUGUUAGAUAUUACACAAAAACUACAAUAAAAAUCUGUUGUUUUUUCUCCACUGAUGCAAUUUCUAUGAGGUUGUGCAUCGCGGUUAGUAAGUAAAUGAUAAUUUGACUGUCACUCUUCGAUUGUCUUGUUAAUAACAGUGGGGUGUUCAUGCACAUAUUAGCAUCUGUCUAUGAGGCAGACCACUGCCUGCAGUCAUAGCCCACACAGAAUAUGUCAGACAAAGCAGUGGAGGGUAUCCUUGAAAGAAGGAAUGGAAAAAUAUUUUUAUUUUAUACAUGAGGCCAAAAAUUACUAAACAUUUUCCUUUGGGACCUAAAUUCAGAUUACACCCAACCUCCCUCAAGCCUGCUGUCUGUAGAUAUCCUCUACGAAAUAGGUUGUGUGAGUGUCAGUGUUAACCUAAUGCACGUGCGCUCACAGCAUGACGAUUAUUCUUUUCGGUUCCAUUGCCACUCGGAUGUGGCACAAGGUGGUUGGUAUGAGAAAUGGAGAAAUGGGACGCUUUUUGUGAUGCAGUGAAAUUUGCCCGAAAUAACUGUAUAUAAUGAACAAUUAUAUUAAAUAUUCUGCAAAUAUUGCCUUAGGCUUACUUUAUGUGAGUAGAUGUGUACGUCCAAUAUAUAAAUGCUUUAGUCAGAGUGCUUAAUUUUAGUAAACACAAUUAAUGUGCCUGUGCUGUUCAUUUUAUUAAAACAUGCAACAUUACUUGAAAAUAAAGUUGUUUCUUUGGAUACAAA
Carcharodon carcharias (great white shark) is the source of this 1646-nucleotide messenger RNA. Its product is annotated as polyubiquitin-like. The record is from RefSeq and is a predicted model, not a curated record. Gene Ontology annotation, biological process: protein ubiquitination; modification-dependent protein catabolic process. The transcript has 3 exons. Gene Ontology annotation, cellular component: nucleus; cytoplasm. The coding region runs from base 415 to 882 and encodes 155 amino acids. Gene Ontology annotation, molecular function: protein tag activity; ubiquitin protein ligase binding. NCBI's taxonomy places the organism in Eukaryota, Metazoa, Chordata, Chondrichthyes, Lamniformes, Lamnidae.